Fusarium verticillioides 7600 is the source of this 826-nucleotide messenger RNA. RefSeq lists its product as hypothetical. The transcript has a single exon. The coding region runs from base 199 to 480 and encodes 93 amino acids. Lineage: Eukaryota; Fungi; Ascomycota; Sordariomycetes; Hypocreales; Nectriaceae. The record is from RefSeq and is a predicted model, not a curated record.
UAGCAAUUAUCCCAUCAACACAAACAACCCUACAAGUAAGGUUCUUUUACUACAAGCUGUCUUCUCUUAUAAAUCACAACUGCAUUCACAGCUUGCACUGCCAAACGAAACGAACUUCUCAUCUACUUCAGUGCUUCAGCAUUAGCAAACAAUUCGCUCAUCGACACAAAACACCACCUCAAAUACACACAACCCAAAAUGUGUAUACCACUCUUCAGAAAGAAGAAACAUGAUCGGGUCUACGAUUACCAUCCACAACCAGCCAUGGGCUACUCAAAGAAAUACGGCUACAACGACUACGGAUACUAUAACGGCGGCAAGAAGUCGCGUAAACACGGCCGUCACUACGCCUCAGCUGCCGGUGAUUUAGCAGGAGCUUGGGCCGAUUACAGCGGAGGAGGUCAUCAUGGAGGAGGCCACGGUGAUGGCGGCGGCGGAGGCGGCGGCGCAGAUGGUGGAGGUGGAGGAGGCUGUUCAUAAACUGUUGUAACACUGGGCUUUGGAGUUUAAUGAUUGCUAUCUUGUAAAAUACUGGCUUGAGCGGGAUAUAUUCGAUAUUGCACUAUCGUACUUUAUUAGACUAGCACAACCGUCUGAGGAGUUAGGGUUAUUAUCAUUUAGGGUUAAGGCCAUGAGCUUUGUUCCCUCCCCUUGGCAAGUAGCUGAGAUUACGGCUUGGCUGCUGAGCCUUGUUGUUCGUGGAAUAAGCUGACGACUGCGUGCUCAAUUCGAAUUUUAUGGGCUUCUACGCCUACCAAACACUCUUGGCAAAACGGUGAAGUUGGUAUAUAAGAUUGACCUAACGUACAAAUGCUCAGAGCUCCAG